AUGGAGGUCGCUGUAGGAGCAACAAGCGGAGUAACCAUAUCCGAAUCCAUCGUCGAGAGGGCAUGCGUAAAGCUCCGAUACGCCAUAGCAGAUGAAGCCGUGGCGCGUUCGAACUUCGCAGGUGACCUGCCAGAUAUGUUGGAGGCGCUGGAGGUCAUCCAGCCGGCGAUGGACAAAGCCGAGAUGCGGCCGUUGAGUGAAGGACCGGAGCAGGAAUGGCUGAUGGAGGUCAAGAAAACCGCCGGCAUGAUCGUGGGAAUGGUUGAGGAGUUGCAGGACACAAGGUCACAUGCUGCUGCAACGAUGACUGCACGGAUGCUGUUGCCCCCCCUUGCCACCAUGAAGAAUGACAUGGCCACCAAGGUGGCGGAGACGAAAAAGCGAGUGAUGAAGAUACACGAGUAUUGCCAUCGGUUUUUAACUGGAAAUCUUUGUGAUAUAACCGAUCCGAUGGAAGUGGUGGAUGCCAUAUCAUCGAAAAUAAGAGAUCAGCGAAUAACAGGACCAGUUUUUGAAGAAGCAUUGGUUUUGGGAAGAGGCCCAGAUAGAGAGAGUAUAAUGGCCGUCCUGUUGCCAUCUGCUGAGCGCAACAUCACAAAAGAGCACAUCACUAUUCUUCCCAUCUUUGGGAUUGCAGGCAGCGGCAAGACAACCUUGGCACAAAUGGUUUUUAGCAACACCCACUCCCUCCAAGUUUACCACUUUCGGGUAUGGGUCAAUGUCUCGGUGGAACUCGAUUUUCAUGCAGUAGGUGAGUCCAUAAUUCGCCAGAUAUCAGGAACUGAAGGAGGACAAGAAGAGAUCAGUCAUGCUUUUUCAGAUGUGGAGGGGAUGGAACAUAUAAUGAAGCAUCUUCACCGGCUGCUUAGUGGCAAGAAAGUGCUGCUUGUUUUGGAUGACCUAUGGGAGGAGGAUCCAAUUCAGUUGCAGCUGUUGAAGUCCAUGCUAAGCACCCUGGGCGACAAGGUGGAUGUGAUAGUAACCACGUGCAACCAAGCCAUUGCCAGGAAGAUUUGUACCAUUGAGCCUUACAGGCUAAAUCCAUUGAGUGAUGACACAUGCUGGGAAAUAAUCAAGAAAUCAAUCCAUUUCGAAAAAGAAGAUAAAGAAGAAGAGUUGGAGAAGAUAGGUCGGGAGAUGGCAAGCAAGUGUCGGGGUUUACCAUCAACAGCUCGAGCAUACGCACGCGUGAUAGGUUCCUCCCGACAUGCCAGGGAAUGGAAGACGGCCAAGGAAAUAAAUAUCGCGAGAUAUUCCUCAGCGUUUUUAACUUUGGAGUUAAGCUACAGGAGUAUGCCGCCAGAUUUGAGACUAUGCAUUGUUUAUUAUUGUGAAAUCUUCCCAAACGGCCACAAUAUACUCAAAGACGACCUGAUUCAUCAAUGGAUGGCUCUCGACCACAUCAGACCAUCUGAAAUAUUGUCUGCCACACAGAUAGCCGAGGAGUAUAUUACCAGGCUUUUGGACUUAUCAUUCCUUCAAACCGUAAAGUUGGACAAUGCCAGUGGAAAGAAUGAUAAGAGUGAAAUCUUGUUCACAGUGCACCAUAUAGCGCACGAGUUAAUGAGACAAGUGCAUGCAGGACGUUCAAUCUACUGGGUAGCCACCAAUCAUCACGGGAAACUUGAUGUCACACAUGACGAUCAACUAAGAGCACUGCGUUGUGUAGGUUGUAGCAAAGUUGAGUUUAACGAGGACUCAUUUUCACGUAAGAAGUGCCUACGUGUCCUGGAACUAAAGGAGAGCUCCAUGCUGAAGCUACCUGACUCCAUCUGUAAACUGAGGCAUCUUCGGUAUCUUAAGAUAUCUGAAUUCGCUGGACUAGUAACUCUGCCUCAGUCAUUUGGGGAUCUGAACAAUUUGUUCCAUAUUGACUUAUUAGGCUGCUCCGGUCUACAAAAGCUACCGGAGUCUUUUGGGAAGCUAAUAUCUUUAGUGCAUGUCAACUUGUCAGGCUGCUCUGGGCUUGCAGCUCUUCCUGAAUCAUUUGGGGAUCUCUUCAAUUUGUCCCAUGUCAAUCUAUCACGCUGCCAUGGACUAAUAGAGCUUCCAAAACCACUCCAGAAGCUCAGCAAACUGGUACACCUGGAUUUAUCAUUCUGGUCUUGUUUUGAAGGGAUCGGGAAAAGCCUUGGUGGCCUCACCAGUCUUGAGCAUUUGAAUUUGUCACACCCUUGUUGUCAUCUUCCUCAACACCGGUCUUGUCUCGAAGGGCUAAAAGAUGGUUUGUGCAAGCUCGCCAACCUCCGAUAUCUAAACUUGUCCAUGUGCCUGAAUUCCAUCUUUUACUACCACCAAUCACAAGAGGACAGUCUCCAGUACAUUGGAAGUCUUUCCAGGCUAGAGCAUUUGGACCUGUCUCAUAACACAUUUCUUUUUUAUCUGCCUAAAAGUCUGUGUGACCUCAACAAGCUACACACACUGGAUCUCUCAGGGUGCAUCAGAAUCAAGAAGAUAGGUGAAACGAAGAGUCUCAAGAUUAUAAAAGAUUUGAACAAGUGCCUGGGUCUGGAAAGGUGCCAACUUGUGGUCGGUGCUGACGAAGGGGCGUACAGCAGCUCGAGCAACCUUGCUCAGCUUGAGGUUGUGGACUGUAAAGAGCUGGAGAUAAGUUGCCUUGAGAGGCUGAAGUCUUUGGAGGAAGCGCAGAGGGUAAGAUUAAUUCAGAAGCAAAAGGUUGAAAGGUUGAAGCUUUGUUGGGAAGUUGGUGAAGCUGGAGGAUCUUUGAAGGUGGAGGAAAAUGAUUUGUUAGGAGAACUAGUACCACCAAAUUCUCUGCAGUUCCUCGAGAUAUGUGGCUAUGGCGGGGUAACCUGCCUCCCUGCCUGGUGGAUACCAAGCAUAUCAUCUCAUCUCUCUAAUCUUGUGGAGGUUACCAUGGAGGACUUCCCAAGAUGCAUGGUCCUGCCACCGCUGGGUUUAUUACCAAACCUCGAACGCCUGGUUCUAAGAAAUAUGGUCAGAAUUACAAGAAUCGAUGCCGGUGAACUGAGUGGAGGCUACAGAGAGGCAUUCAGUCGACUCUCUAAGUUCACCAUAGAUGAUAUGGAGAACCUGAAAGAGUUUAAAUUUGUUUCCAUUGAUGAACUGUCGAUUCAGAAAUGCCCCUUGUUGACCUUUGGACCUCUUCCACCCAGAGCUCAGAGGUUGCUAAUAUCAGACUGCGACCAAGCCAUGUCUUCAUCGGGAAAGAUAAGAGGAAUAGAUGGCAUGGAGGGUCCUUCUGCUCCAGUAGCUGAACUGGUCGUCGAAAGCUGCAAUGUACCUCUAGGUGAUUGGAGUUUGCUUCACCACCUCCCUGGCCUUUGCAGCUUGACUAUCAGUAACUGCCACAACAUAACCAGCUCACCAGAGAUUACUAGGGCUCUAUCCUGUCUCCAGUCACUAUGUUUCUCUCAGUGCUACGAGCCUAUGGAAUCGCUACCAGCAUUCUUGUGUGACCUCACCUCUCUCCAGCAACUUGCCAUCAUCGGAUGCUAUGGCAUUGAAUCUUUGCCGGAAGGCAUAGUUGACAAGCUCACUGGCCUCAAAGCUCUGUAUACAUGGGACUGUCCAGAAUUGGAGAAGUUGUGUGGAUCAAAGGAGAACAAACAGAAGCUUGCUCACAUCCCAAUAAAAUUUGAAAAAUUUGGUACCAGCAAGACCAGCGUGCAUCCUGCAGAAAUAUAA
Triticum turgidum subsp. durum (durum wheat) is the source of this 3669-nucleotide messenger RNA. Lineage: Eukaryota; Viridiplantae; Streptophyta; Magnoliopsida; Poales; Poaceae. The record is from the annotation of a GenBank genome assembly.